UUGUCUAAGCGAGAAUCAAUCGAACCGUGAAAAGGAUGCCUCAGCGUAAAAAGUCGACAAGUACGGAGUCCAGCAGCGGUAGUUCAUCCGACUCCAGUUCCAGUGGAUCCGAUUCGGGUAGCUCGGGAGGAUCCGAUUCCGGAAGUUCGAGCAGCGAAAGUGAUUCUUCUAGCUCGAGGGAACCAUCUCCCCGUCCUACCCAAAGCAACAAUGCUGCUGCACUUGCCGGAACAAGCGGUGGGAAUGCCACAACACCGAAAACGAACGAAAAAAUCGUAAGACGACGAAGUUCCGAAGUUGGAAGCGCUGCAACCAAAGCGGGCAACCAGAAACAGGAUGGUGCCAAAGAAAAGCCACUCCCCGGUAAGCAGCAAAAAUUGUCCAAAAGUUCCAUCUCGUCGAGUGAUGACGAUGAUUCGGAACCGGAAACCGGUAAAGUGCCGCCAUCUGCUGGCAAGAAAGGUCAACCACAUGCGGAUAUAGCGAAGAAGAAAUCUGUCGCUUCUGUACAGGGCAAAGAAAGGGCACCGGGACCACCACCGAUCGGUGGUGGGAAGGUUCCACCAUCCGUAAUAAAGCAGCAACAUCAACAGAACCAUCCAAACUCAACCCCGGCUACAAAAGGAGCCGUAAAGGCUAGUACGGUGGUGAAAAGUCUACACAAAGCGAACAACAAUGGCGCCAGUUCAGGGACCGGGGUGAAAAAACCAACCCCCAGUGGUGCCCAAUCACUCACGACACCGGCCAGUAAGGGUAAAAAGAAAAGCAUCUUUUCACCCGUCAAUUCCUCUGAAUCGGAGGUGGAAACGACGCCGGAAAAAUCGGAUAUGCAAGACAGACGAACAUCCAGCUCGAGCUCUACUAGUGGGAACGUGGUUGCAUCGGGUGUUGCGAGUGGUCCGGAUGUUUUCGACAAGAAUCCGGCCGCAACUGGUGGAACCACGGGUGGCAGCAACUCAACAACUGCAUUACAGCGUGGCCGCGGACGUCCUCGUAAAGCAUCACAAGUAGGCUCACAAAGCAUCACCGCCCCAAAACCGGUUGGACAGGUGAAACCCCAAACGGGUAGCUCGUCGGGUGGCAUGAAUAAAGCCAUCAGUCCUGUGUCGGUUCCCUCGUCCAAGCCGAUAAAAUCUCCCAUUCGGGCACUGUCCUCCGCCACGUCUAGUUCGAGCGGAUCUUCUUCCAGCGGCUCGUCCGACUCGGAUACCGAAUCUUCGGACGAUUCAUCCCCUUCGAUCAGUGCGGCAGCGGCACAGAACUACAAGAAAUCGAACAACACCAUGAAACGGGUGCUCGAGCGAACACCACAGAAGAAUGACACUGCCAAGGAUGGAGCCGGAGCAGGUUCGGACGGUUCGGAAACGGAACGGUUGAAACAAACUCGCAAGUUAACACGUUCAGCAAGUACGCGCAAAUCGAAACACUUGCUCGGCAAAAACGCGUCCGAAACCGAUUCCGAUGUGGAGAGUGUGAAAAAUUCGGCCUCAAAAAGUCCCGCUAAAAAAGCGCCCUCCGUUCCGUCGAAAGGAAAGGCCAAAAAUAAUCUCACCAAUUCACUGUCCAGCAAAAGGGCAACCGAUAGACCAAUCGCAAAGGAAGUAUUGGUCGAGGAAGCUCCAAUCGAGCGUCGCUGUCCGAUGGAAAGAUGCGAUUCAAUGGGACAUAUGGGUGGUCAGUUUGAAAAGCACUUCACACUGGAAGCUUGUCCAAUGUACCACAACAUGUCCAUUGAGCAAACGAAGCAACUGAUGACCGAGCGCAAACUGCACGAAGAUGAACGGCGCCGUGCUGUUCCGGUGUACGAAAAUUCGAAAAAGAUUCAAACACCAGAACAGAAGCUGUACGCACAGAAGAUUCGUGAUUUGCGGGCACGCUUCAAACCGUCCACACCGCCACCACUUUCCGAGCGCCCGAAGUCAUUCCUGGAUCGGGAUGGGAAUGAAAUUAAGCCCGAACCCAAGCUGGAAGGCAUUGUGCCGGAUUACGAUCUGCAGCUGUUCCGGGAAGCGCAAGCACUGGCAAGCGAAAGCAUCGAGAAGGAGCUGGGUGAUAUGGUGACCGGCAAGGGCACGAAAUACAUUUCCAUGGGACGACACUGUAUGCAGGUGUGGUAUCAGUCACCGUAUCCGGACGAUGCGACGAGGUUGCCGAAGCUGUAUUUGUGUGAGUUUUGCUUGCGCUAUCAAAAGUCUGAAGUGGGCAUGAAGCGGCAUGCGGCUAAAUGUGUUUGGCGGCAUCCACCGGGUGAUGAGAUUUACCGCAAAGGUAAGCUGGGUGUUUGGCAAGUGGAUGGAAAACGACACAAACAGUAUUGUCAGCAUCUUUGCCUGCUGGCCAAAUUUUUCCUCGAUCAUAAAACGCUCUACUACGAUGUGGAACCGUUUCUCUUCUACGUUAUGACGCUGGCGGAUAGUGAUGGAUGUCAUACGGUGGGAUACUUCAGCAAGGAGAAAAACUCCUUCCUCAACUACAACGUGUCCUGUAUCCUCACGCUACCACCGUACCAAAGGAAGGGCUACGGCCGGCUGCUGAUCGACUUCAGUUACCUCUUAACACGAGUGGAAGGCAAAAUAGGCUCUCCCGAAAAACCGCUUUCCGAUUUGGGUUUAAUAUCCUAUCGUUCCUACUGGAAAGAUGUGUUGCUAGCCUAUCUCUGUUCCCGACCUGGAACCACUCUCAGCAUAAAGGAUAUUUCACAGGAAAUGGCGAUCAAUUCCUAUGAUAUCGUCAGUACACUGCAGGCUCUUGGCAUGAUGAAGUACUGGAAAGGCAAGCACAUCAUACUCAAAAAACAGGAUGUUCUGGAGGAGUACGAGGAACGUGUCAAGCGUCGGGGUAACAUGCCGAAGAUUGAUCAAUCUUGCCUAAAGUGGACACCGUUUGUCGCGCCUACACCAUCGACGCCAUCAUCCUAGCGCCAGCCACACAUGAACAACGUUCACACUUAUUACAACAACACCGGCCAUUCAACAUUAGGGGCGAACAAUUGUACAAGUAAAAAUAAUGUUCGAGGCGUCUUUUAAUCUCACGGCAACGCUGGGAAAGUUCCUGCUA
Molecule: messenger RNA, 3057 nt
Organism: Anopheles maculipalpis
Lineage: Eukaryota; Metazoa; Arthropoda; Insecta; Diptera; Culicidae
Gene: chm
Product: histone acetyltransferase KAT7
Exons: 8
Coding region: 36-2918 (960 amino acids)
Biological process (GO): regulation of DNA-templated transcription
Cellular component (GO): nucleus
Molecular function (GO): zinc ion binding; histone acetyltransferase activity
Source: RefSeq, a predicted model, not a curated record